Messenger RNA from Sardina pilchardus (European sardine), 2499 nucleotides. RefSeq names its product receptor activity modifying protein 1 (gene ramp1). Bases 429 to 878 code for a protein of 149 amino acids. The record is from RefSeq and is a predicted model, not a curated record. NCBI's taxonomy places the organism in Eukaryota, Metazoa, Chordata, Actinopteri, Clupeiformes, Clupeidae. Gene Ontology annotation, cellular component: signaling receptor complex; membrane; cell surface. The transcript is spliced from 3 exons. Gene Ontology annotation, molecular function: coreceptor activity. Gene Ontology annotation, biological process: regulation of G protein-coupled receptor signaling pathway; receptor internalization; calcium ion transport.
CUAGGACGUCAAAGUCUUCACCGAAGCGCACGCUGUCAGUGGAGUGUGCAGUGUUGUUUGCCUAUAUCCGACCGCCUGCAGAGACUCGUAGUAGGCAGGUGGACUACCGUGCUGUAUCAAUUAGAGAGUGGCGCUUCAGAGAGGUGAAGCUUAGUUGAUCUCGCUCUUCAACUAUUUUACUGGACUUCUGGUUAUCUCUGAUCACGGGAGUAGGCUUGAACUUGACCGGGAUAGGUUUAUAUCAAGGCUGCGUUGUAACAACGUGAACUGCGUUUUCCACUUUUGUCACGGAAACAAUCUACCAGUCUGUGACCCCAUGUUCGUCGUAUUUUACAUUAUGGGGAACAUGGAAAUGUUUUAGCACCUAGUAGCGAUUGGAUAGGAAGUGUAUAUUUAUUUCUUUUAAGUGGGCUGUUAUAUGGAGAACGAUGGCUCAGGAAUGCACGACAUUGCCUUCUAAGUGUGCUCUUCUUCUUUUGGUCACAGCCUACCAGGUCCUGUCCAGCAGCGCCUGCCAUCCCCACUAUGACUACAUCAUCUCGGAGCUCUGUCUGACCAAGUUCUCCUACGAGAUGCAGGAGCUGGAUCAAAAGCUCUGGUGCAGCUGGGACGACACUGUGGAGCUGUACGGCUCCCUGACCAACUGCACGUUCCAGAUAGCCUUGUCCGUGGGCUGCUUCUGGCCCAACCAGAAGGUGGACGAGUUCUUCAUCAACGUCCACCGGGACUACUUCAAGGACUGCGCCCUGACCGGCCGGCUGCCCCACGACCCGCCCAAUCACAUCCUGGGCCCCUUCAUCGCCGUGCCCGUGCUCAUCACCUUGCUCAUGACUGCCCUGGUGGUGUGGAGGAGUAAACGCAGCCAGGGUGUCAUGUAGAUUUGAACCUCUCCGGGGUCCCUUCGUCCAGUAGCAUGCCACAGGGGGCCUGCAGGAAACGGUCUCCCUACACAUCCGGACUGGAAAGGCAACCCGAUGCUUGACCUCUUGUCAUCUAAUCACAGUGAACGGGAUGGAACGAUGCGUUUGUCCUGCUGAUGGGAUACAAAUCUGACCUAGUAAUCUUUACAGAUGGACAAGGGGGAAAAAAAGGCAAUAGUUAUACUACAAAUCAAGCGUUAUGUUACGUUACGUAAGAGAAGGACUUUGAUGUCCCUUUGAAUCUGUUCCCAAUCUUCAACAUAGCUAAAAAUAACUGUAGGCUCAUUACUGCUGGUGGUAGGAGUAGUAUGACAUUUCAACUCCCCAAAGCUGCUGAUCGCCAUUGCUCUAUUUUUGCCUGUCCGAACAGCCCUCCCACCAACACCCCAGGCCCCCAAUUAAAGUGCAUUCUUGGCUCAUUGCGCAGUGAUGUUUGGCAGGGGUUCUCUUACUGACGACGAAUACCAAAAAACAACACAGCUGUGGCCCUGGAAGAAGGGAGUCGCGCUAUAGAUCCACCGGAAAAGAAGUGUCCGGUCAGGACUGUCCAGUGAAAGAAGAACUAGCAACCCACGUCAGACGCAUUUGGUGUUGACCCCUACAUGUGGGCUACAGUGUGUGAUUCUGGCUCAAGGCUUCCAAUAUUUUAGCUCAAGGGCCAAUCAAUCAACAAUCAAUCACUCAUCCCUUGAAUACUCUGGUAGGAAUGUGUUUAAUGGCUGAAACUGAUUAGGGUACAGCCUGAGCAAAUAUUUAUAUGAUUGUUUCCCAUUUACAGAGCCAGCACUAUACAGUAUACAAACACCAAAGUUUUGUAUUUAACCACAGAACAGCUACAGCAAUUCACUCCAUUUGACAAAAGUGUAAACUACAGGAUGAGAAUCGCUCACUACCUUUAAGGCGGAUGUUGGUUGCACUGAAAUGUUAGGUCUAGUGUUGUGUUCCUCCAGACUCUCCAGAGUAAAUCCAGUCUAUUCUGUUUCCUUUCUAAUGUCAAUUGUUAGAUGUAUACUGACAGCCAAAUUGUGUGGUAGGAUAAAUGAGUCCUAACAUAAUGAACCUUUAUAUCUUGAGGUACUACACUUCAUAAAUACAAAGUAAAGGGUGAAUUUCCCGGCGGCUGGAUUAUUCCAUCUCGACAAAGCACACGGCAGCAAACAAAAGGCUGGUCUUCAUUAGGAACGUUUCUCAGAGGAGGAUCAAAAGACUGUUCCUCGUCCAGGAGCCUGUGCACAUUGCAUAACAAACCCGAUCCUUCUGACAACUCUGCCGGGCCAGCCCUACAAAGCAUCCUCACCUCAGCAGUCAACAUCUGAAUCACAAUGAGGCGUUCGCGAAUUUUAUGUGUGCUCGAGAUGACUGUGUGGGAAGUGAUACCAACAAAAAACGCCCCCUCAGGUGAAAAGCGUUUGGUGUCAGCCCACAUGGGAUCGAAAAAUAGAUCUCUUCAAUGGAAGGUCCAGAGGAGCUAUUGGGAGCUUCCACCCUCGCAUACUGAAUACUUCCUGCGCCACCUCCUCAAAAUGCAUGCCUUUUUUUCGUUUGCGACAAAUAAAGUCUGUCUCUGUUUGUCUCUUUA